Carlito syrichta (Philippine tarsier) is the source of this 276-nucleotide messenger RNA. Its product is annotated as nuclear cap-binding protein subunit 2-like. The record is from RefSeq and is a predicted model, not a curated record. Gene Ontology annotation, cellular component: nuclear cap binding complex. Lineage: Eukaryota; Metazoa; Chordata; Mammalia; Primates; Tarsiidae. Gene Ontology annotation, molecular function: RNA cap binding. The transcript has 2 exons. The coding region runs from base 1 to 276 and encodes 91 amino acids. Gene Ontology annotation, biological process: mRNA cis splicing, via spliceosome.
AUGUCAGGUGGUCUCCUAAAGGUGCUGCACAGUGACUCCUACAUGGAGCUGAGCACUUCUGGGGUGACAAUGAAGAAAAGCUAUGCAGAAGAUGCCAUGUGGUACAUACCUGGAACUUAUCUGGAGGACCAGAUCAUUCCCACAGACUGGGAUGCAGAAUUUAAGGAGGGCUGGCAGUAUGGACGUGGACGAUCUGGUGGCCAGGUACCAGAUGAGUGUCAGCAGGACUAUGAUGCUGGGAGAGGAGGGUAUGGAAAACUGGCACAAAAUCAGUGA